Arabidopsis lyrata subsp. lyrata is the source of this 1123-nucleotide messenger RNA. RefSeq names its product methylesterase 3. Gene Ontology annotation, biological process: jasmonic acid metabolic process; salicylic acid metabolic process. The record is from RefSeq and is a predicted model, not a curated record. NCBI's taxonomy places the organism in Eukaryota, Viridiplantae, Streptophyta, Magnoliopsida, Brassicales, Brassicaceae. The transcript is spliced from 3 exons. Bases 142 to 933 code for a protein of 263 amino acids. Gene Ontology annotation, molecular function: methyl jasmonate esterase activity; methyl salicylate esterase activity; methyl indole-3-acetate esterase activity.
UUCUUGAUAUCAUAAAAAUCUAGAGGAAAGGGACCAUUUCAAAAAAUGAGAAGUUUUUUUAAAAUCCCUUUAUUUAUGUGUUGUGUCGUGUGUGGGUGAAGAGUACCAAGUCGAGAGACAAAGUUAAUAGUAAAGAACGAAAUGGGUGAGGAGAAGAGGAAGCAACACUUCGUGCUAGUACAUGGUGCAUGCCAUGGCGCCUGGUGCUGGUACAAGGUUAAGCCGCAGCUCGAGGCUUCAGGCCACCGUGUAACCGCCUUAGACCUAGCUGCCUCCGGUAUAAACAUGACCAGGUCAAUCACUGAUAUAUCCACAUGCGAACAGUACUCAGAGCCAUUGACGCAACUAAUGACCUCACUACCAAAUGAUGAGAAGGUUGUGCUCGUUGGGCAUAGCUUAGGAGGUUUGAGUUUAGCCGUGGCCAUGGAUAUGUUUCCAAACAAAAUCUCUGUUUCUGUCUUCGUGACAGCUAUCAUGCCCGACACCACACACUCACCAUCCUUCGUAAUGGAUAAGCUAAGACAAGGCAUUUCACGAGAAGAAUGGUUAGACACCGUGUUUACUAGCGAGAAACCUGACUGUCCUCGAGAGUUUUCUCUUUUUGGACCAAAAUUCAUGGCCAAGAACUUGUAUCAGUUGUCUCCAGUCCAAGAUCUUGAAUUGGCGAAAAUGUUGGUGAGACCGCAACCAUUAAUUACGAAAAAUCUGGCAGAGAAAAGUAGCUUCAGUGAGGAAGGCUACGGAUCCGUUCCACGUAUAUAUAUUGUAUGCGAAAAGGAUCUUGUGGUACCCGAGGAUUACCAGCGUUCGAUGAUCAACAACUUUCCGGUGAAAGAAGUAAUGGAGAUCAAAGAUGCAGAUCAUAUGCCAAUGUUCUCCAAGCCUCAAGAACUAUGUGCUCUUCUCUUGGAGAUUGCAAAUAAAUAUGCCUAAAUAUAUAAACCAUCAUCACUGCAUAUCAAUUACAAAACUCAGUGUCCAACACAAUAAGAAGCCAAAUGAGACUAUAUCUAUAAUGUAUGAGAACUACGCAAAUGAUACUAUUCAUAAGAAUGGUUUUAUGAAUAAGAUUCGUGAGAGAACUAUAUUACCUGAGAAUUAAAUAUGUUAUAUGGUUUGUCCA